Entrophospora sp. SA101 is the source of this 291-nucleotide messenger RNA. Lineage: Eukaryota; Fungi; Glomeromycota; Glomeromycetes; Entrophosporales; Entrophosporaceae. The record is from the annotation of a GenBank genome assembly.
AUGCCUCGUAAAAGUACAGCAGUUAGGAAUGUCACUACAAAACGUCCUGUAACUAGAAGUACAUUUCAACCCAUUAAUGAAACUACGACUACUAUUAAUGAUAACCCUGAAUUAAAAAAAGUCUCUACACUGAAUAUUAUAAAUAAAGACAAAAGAAACAAGCAUGUGAUAUUGAAGCUUGUGGCAACUCCCAAAAAAGAUUUAAAUGAACUAGAUGAUAAUACUUUAAAUAUUGAUGGACUGAAUUCAUGGGAUAAAUAUAUAAAGCUCAAUAAUGAAAAUCAAUAUUAA